Rhododendron vialii is the source of this 1026-nucleotide messenger RNA. RefSeq lists its product as uncharacterized. The transcript is spliced from 3 exons. Bases 1 to 1026 code for a protein of 341 amino acids. Lineage: Eukaryota; Viridiplantae; Streptophyta; Magnoliopsida; Ericales; Ericaceae. The record is from RefSeq and is a predicted model, not a curated record.
AUGCCUCCGAGACGUGAGAAUAACCUUGCUAGGGAGAUUGUAGCGGCACUUGCGGAGUCGAAUCUUUUGAAUUCAGCAUUUAGGGCUAACACGAAUAACCGUGCCAUGGAAGCGAUGAGGGCGUUUCGCCGUAUGAAACCACCAGAGUUUGAUGGGGAGAGUAGCGAUCCUCUUGUGGCUGACCAUUGGCUUGCACAAGUUUGUAAAAUUUUUAACGCUCUUCGGAUUACUGAAGAUGACCUACGAGUGAGUAUUGUGGCCAUUCAACUUACUGGCGAGGCGAAUGAGUGGUGGGAAUCGGUUUUAGGAGCAAGAAGAGACGCUAGGAGAAUGACAAGGGUGGUUAAUCGAAUAAAUGAACCUGAUGUAGAGAACCUGACUUGGGCUGAGUUUGAAGAACUCUUUGAGAAUCAAUAUUUUCCAGAAACGUAUCGCGACCAACUUAGAGAACAAUUCGAGAAACUAGAACAAGGUAAUAUGACCGUCUCCGAAUAUGCUACGAAAUUUCAGUCUUUGUCCCGUUUUGCGCCGGAAUUAGUGGCGUCAGAGGAAAGGAAGUGUAGGCGUUUUGAGAAGGGAUUACACCCAUACAUUAAGUUGUUGGUGGUGAGCCAGCGCAUUGGAAGGUUUUCUGAGAUUGUCGAAUGUGCAAGGAGUGUUGAGAAUCCAGUGGGUGUGCAAGGAGAAUUGAACGUGUGGGAACCUAAGCAAUCGACCGCUAGUGCAAGUUUGCCUUCGGGAAGUUCUGGGAGCCAAGGGAGGAAGAGACAACGGGAACCACCUCAAUCAUUUCACGUUCAGCAGAGUUUUGGACCACUUACUUCAUCGGGAAGUCAUGGAGUUUCUAUCAAACCGCAAAUAGUGUGCCAUCGGUGUGUUGUUGUUCGAUUCAAAUUCACUUGUGUAGUUGGUCUCUGUGAUGUUCAAACUUGUAGCCUUCGUGGUAGUCCCUUGACUCUGAAAAGCAAUAAGAAGGUCAUGAUCGGUUAUUUCUAUGUUCCUCGGUACGUUGAGUUGGUUGUUUAG